AUGGAAUACAACACCUCCGUCGAUGAAAAGAAGGGGGCUCCCCAGGUCGACGCGGACGUGGAAGUCCACCGCCUCCCCUUGGAUGCGGUGCCCAAGGGCCGCUGGGAGCGCAUGUGGCCCGUCAUUGCUUGCGGUGCCGGUCUGUUCUCGGACGGUUACUUGAACGGGGUUAUCGGCCCUGUCAACACCAUUCUUAGCACAAUCUACCCCGAUACGUAUAGUACAUCUCCUGCUAGUCAGAAUGUCUCGUCUAUCGCCUUCGUCGGCACUGUCAUCGGCCAAUUGGCCUUUGGCAUCUCGAGUGAUUACUGGUCUCGCAAAUGGUCGCUGUUCAUCUCGACUAUCAUUCUCAUCGUCUUUGCUGCGUUGGGUGCCGCUUCAUACGGAUACCAUGACAGCCAGACUGGUCUUUUCGCUGCCCUGACCGCCUAUCGCUUCUUCCUGGGUAUUGGUAUCGGCGGCGAAUACCCCGCCGGUUCAGUUGCUUGCGCCGAAAGCACCGGCGAGCUCGAGUCGGGCAGUCGAAACCGCUGGUUCAUCAUCUUCACCGACUUCAUGAUCGACUCUGGAUUUGUGGUCGCCGCCAUCGUGCCCACUGUUCUCGUUGCUAUCUUUACCGAAGACCAUCUGCGCGCCGUCUGGCGCAUUUGCCUGGGUCUAGGUGUCAUCCCUCCGCUGAGUCUCUUGUGGUUGCGAUACAAGUUGAAGGAGCCCGAGGAGUUUAACCGCGAGCGCAUGCGCUCCUAUCCCUACUUGUUGAUUCUCAAAUAUUACUGGAAGCGACUGUCCGUCGUCAGCUUGAUUUGGUUCCUUUACAACUUCUCCUCUUUCUCUUUCAGCAUUUACUCGUCCAGGUGGAUCCAGAUCAUCAUCGGUGACGAUGCCCCGCUAUGGAAGACCUUUGCUUGGUCCAUUGUUACCAACGCCUUCUACCUCCCUGGAUCUCUCGGAGGUGCCUACUUGAGUGACUGGAUCGGCCCCAAGGCUACCCUGGGCUGGGGUGUUUUGGCCCAAGGUGUUGUCGGUUUCAUCAUGACCGGCGCUUACGAAAAACUGGCUACGCCCGAGUAUGUUGCAGCAUUCGUGGUCGUUUUCGGCAUCUUCUCCGCCCUUGGAGAGCUGGGCCCUGGUGACAACAUCGGUCUUCUUGCAUCCAAGAGCUGCUCAACUUCGGUUCGAGGCCAAUAUUAUGGAAUUGCGGCCGCUGUCGGAAAGAUUGGCGCUUUUGUGGGCACCUACGUCCUUCCAAUUGCCCAAAAAAAUGCCCCGAAUGCGACUCGCGCUGGCCAGGAUCCCUUUUUGAUUUCCAGCGCGCUCUGCAUUUUCAGUGCCUUUCUUUGCUGGGCCUUUGUGCCUUAUAUUGGACAAGACACAAUUUCGGAAGAGGACAUUCGCUUCCGCGAAUACUUGGUCGCUAACGGAUACGACACUUCCACCCUGGGCAACAAGACUGACGAGUAA
This is a messenger RNA of Talaromyces rugulosus, 1461 nucleotides long. RefSeq lists its product as uncharacterized. The transcript has 7 exons. Gene Ontology annotation, biological process: carboxylic acid transport; transmembrane transport. Lineage: Eukaryota; Fungi; Ascomycota; Eurotiomycetes; Eurotiales; Trichocomaceae. Gene Ontology annotation, molecular function: carboxylic acid transmembrane transporter activity. Bases 1 to 1461 code for a protein of 486 amino acids. Gene Ontology annotation, cellular component: plasma membrane. The record is from RefSeq and is a predicted model, not a curated record.